AUGUCAUCUGCCAAGAAGAUUGCCGAAUUUCCUGACGUCGAAGCGAAACUCCAGAAGCCGGGCAAGCAAUCCGCUUUCGAGAGACAAAAGGCCGAAGCCGAAGCAAAGCGUCGAAGAGAGGCCGAAGAGACAGCCGCCGUUUACGAGGACUUCGUCAAGAGCUUUGCCCACGACGAUGAAGACGAUUCCUUCCGUGGAUCGCGUCAUGGCCCGUCAAGGUUGGGCUGGGGAGGGCCCGACAGACCAACGUUCGGCAGUGGUACCACGUUUGGAGGAGGGACAGGAAAGAGACACUUCGGCGUCCCCUCUGGCGCGUCGCUGAAGAGCGGUCCGGGAAGCUUGGGGCCCCCGCCGUCAUCGUUUGGGAAGAAGAGAUCAUACGAUGGCUUCCACCGAGACUCGGACGAGGGACGCGGGAGACUAGCGUUUGAAAACCGGGACAGGGACAGGGACUUGGGCACGCUGCCCGUCUCCAAGGCAUUCGAAGCCAGCGACGACGAGGGAGAUAGCACAACCGCCGACAGGGCCGAGGAAAAGGCGAUAUCCAAACCGACACUCCGCCUCGCGAACAUACCCCCGGGCACAUCGCCCGCCUUCAUCAAGUCCCUGAUUCCGGCCAACCUGACCGUUGAGAACGUCAAGAUUGUGCCGCCCGCUGGUCCCAGCGGUACGGAGCGGAAGUCUAUUGCUGCUGUCGUCACCUUGUCCAAAGAGACGCCUGCUACCGAGAUUGACAAUGCCGUGAGCGCUCUGCAAAACCGCUACCUAGGUUUCGGCUUCUUCCUCUCCCUGCACCGGCAUCUUUCUUCUGCCGCCAUGUCAUCUGGCCUGGCGGCUGUCACUUCCUCGGCGACUGUCUCGUAUCCAUUUGGCGCGAGGAAGGUCGACGAGGGCCCUACAAGGCCGGCACACGUGCCGAUGGGCCACGGUCGGGCAUAUGCGCCUCCGACAUCAUAUGGCCCCCCGAUGGGCGGUUCGCUCAACAGGGCCGGUAUUCUUCAUGUCCCGGUUCGCGCGCCGCGAGACAUUAAGCAACUACGCAUGAUUCACAAAGUCGUUGAAUCUGUUCUGGAGCACGGUCCAGAAUUCGAAGCCCUCCUCAUGUCCCGACCAGACGUUCAGCGCGAUGAGAAAUGGGCUUGGAUUUGGGAUUCCCGCAGUGAAGGCGGAGUCUGGUAUCGCUGGAGACUGUGGGAGAUUGUGACAGGUUUGCAGUUUACGAAAGGGAAGCUCGAGUAUCUUGCAAUAUUCGAGGGUAGCCACGCCUGGAGAAAGCCCGAACGGCGGCUUCCAUAUGAGUUCACCACGGACGUCGCCGAGUUCAUUUCCGACUCGGACUACAACUCUUCAGAUGACGAUGAAUUUGAAGACGAGCAAACUCGACAUUACGACGGGCCGGACCAGGACGACACAUUCCUGAACCCAUUCGAGAAAUUCAAGCUGGCCCAUCUGCUGGCUCGGUUACCGACGACACUGUCCAAACUCCGAAAGGGCGACAUUGCGAGUGUAACGGCAUUUGCCAUCACCCACGCCAGCAGGGGUGCAGACGAGGUCGUAGACAUGAUCGUCUCGAAUGUCGAGCAGCCAUUCGCGUAUACAUCAGCCAACCCGGACUAUAAACCAGGAGCCAAGUACAGAGACGGCGGCGAGGACGACUCCCGUGACCCGUCACCCGCGCCCGGGGACAAAGCCACUUCCGAUGCCCCUGAUCUCAGUGUGGCACGUCUCCUGGGUCUCUACGUAAUCAGCGAUAUUCUGUCCUCCUCCUCCAGUAGUGGGAUCCGUCACGCCUGGCGCUAUCGGCAAUUGUUCGAAGCGGCACUCCGGAAGCGCAAGACAUUUGAGAUGCUGGGCAUGAUGGCCGACAAGCUGAGCUGGGGCCGUCUGCGCGCCGACAAGUGGAAGCGCAGCGUCGGGCUCGUCCUGAACCUGUGGGAAGGGUGGUGCGUGUUUCCGGUUGAGACCCACGAGUCGUUUGUCCGCACCUUUGAGAACCCACCUAUCGCCAGGAAAGAGACCAACGGGGCUGAAACAGAGAGGAAGGCCGCCGGGCGGUGGAAGACCGUCGAAGCGGUCCCCGUUGACGAUGGCGGGAAGAGCGGCGGCUUCCUGCCGGUGUCGACGAAGGAGGCCGUGGACCAGGAUACUGUGGAUGACAACGUCGAGAACUUACUGUACGCUGAUGGCGGCGACGAAGAAGAGUUGGAUUCGGUUCGUCUGCAGUACCUGGCUGGCCUGGACGAUGCAUUCUCCGACCUGGACCUUGACGGCGAGCCGUAUGACGGUUCUGCAGAUGCGUCGACCAAAGGUGAUGUUACAGCGAAGUCGAAACAGACACCGGCGGUGCCUGUGCCAGCCGGAACAGAGACCAACACAUCUAUCGGCAGCUUUCAGAUGUCUACGUCGGAGCCGGCGCAGGCGCCUGCUCGAAAACGGAUGCGGGCCAUGGACAUGUUUGCGGAUUCUGAUUCGGAUGGGGCCAUUUGA
Molecule: messenger RNA, 2487 nt
Organism: Parathielavia appendiculata
Lineage: Eukaryota; Fungi; Ascomycota; Sordariomycetes; Sordariales; Chaetomiaceae
Exons: 1
Coding region: 1-2487 (828 amino acids)
Biological process (GO): RNA processing
Cellular component (GO): nucleus
Molecular function (GO): RNA binding
Source: RefSeq, a predicted model, not a curated record